AAUACAUUUCCAGGAGAUAACUCUGCGACUUUCUCUUCUCUUCCUUCGAGCAGUGUUGAUCGAUCGCUCCCAGAUAUCUUAGUACUUUGAAUCGUACAAGAAGAAGAAGUUGUAUAGUCUUUUGUUAAUAGUAAUUGGUAAUCUAGGUUUUUUUUUUUCUCAUUUUCUUUCCAAGCGAGUAAUAAUAAACCUCUUAGUUAGUUAGUUGGGAGGAUUAUAUAUUUAAUUAAGGGUUCUGAGUAGUAACGAUCAUCCAGUUUUCGAAUUUAGAGGAAGGUACUAUAGGGGUUUGUUUGAUAAGAUCAUCAUGGAUAUUGACGAUGUUAAGAUAUUGGAUCCAGAGCUCUUGCAGCUUCCCGGUUUAUCGGUUAAAUCAAACCCUCUUAUUGCUGAGGAACUCUUCUCUCACUGGCUUUCCCUCCCUGAUACUGCCCGUUUGGUCAAGUCUUUGAUUGAUGAUUCCAAAUCUUCUAGUACACCGGUCAGUAUAUCCAAGAACUGUGCCAACCUCAAUAUUGCUUGCGGAAGUGCCUUGCCCUCUGUGUUUCUCAACAGCGGCACUCCCCCGCUUUCCCCACGUGGCUCCUCCUCCGGGUCCCCUCGUUUCUCCAGGCAAAAGACUAGCCCUUUUUCUCUCCACUCUCCUCUCAGAUCACUCAGGGAACCUCCUAAGCCCCAACUCAUUCCUCAGUUUUACUUCCAACAUGGGCCUCCUCCUGCAAAAGAACUGAAGGAGCAAUGUAUAUCCAUGGUUGAUCAUCUUUUUAGUGACUAUAUUGACGGGCUUCGUAUUGAUGAGUUCAAAACCGUUACGAAAGAAGUCUGCAAGUUGCCUUCUUUUCUGUCUUCUGUUCUUUUUAGAAAGAUAGAUGUGGAUUCCACCGGUAUCGUUACAAGGGAUGCAUUUAUCAAGUACUGGGUUGAUGGACAUAUGUUGGCAAUGGACGUAGCCUCACAGAUAUAUAAUAUUUUAAGACAGCCAGGCUGCAAGUACCUCAGACAGGCUGACUUCAAGCCCGUUCUUGAUGAGCUACUAACAACUCAUCCUGGCUUGGAAUUCCUGAGGAAUACACCUGAAUUUCAAGAAAGAUAUGCCGAGACAGUCAUCUACAGAAUAUUUUACUACAUAAACAGAUCAGGAACUGGUUGCAUUACCCUUAGAGAGCUGAAGCGUGGGAACCUUAUUGCUGCUAUGCAACAAGUUGAUGAAGAAGACGACAUCAAUAAAGUUAUUAGGUACUUUUCGUAUGAACAUUUCUACGUUAUCUACUGCAGAUUUUGGGAACUCGAUGGCGACCAUGAUUUCCUUAUUGAUAAGGAAAAUCUCCUCAAAUAUGGUAACCAUGCCCUUACCUACAGGAUCGUCGACAGAAUAUUUUCACAGGUCCCUAGGAAAUUUACAAGCAAAGUGGAGGGGAAGAUGAGUUAUGAAGAUUUUGCAUACUUCAUCCUCGCUGAGGAGGAUAAGUCUUCUGAGCCUAGUCUUGAGUAUUGGUUCAAGUGCAUAGACCUGGAUGGAGAUGGGGUGAUGAGUCCUAAUGAAAUGCAGUUUUUCUAUGAAGAGCAGCUGCAUCGCAUGGAAUGCAUAACCCAGGAACCUGUACUCUUCGAGGAUAUCCUGUGCCAAAUAUUCGACAUGAUUAAACCAGAGAAGGAGAACUGUAUCACACUCAAUGAUCUGAAAGCAUCAAAACUUUCGAGGAAUGUAUUCAAUAUACUCUUUAACCUGAACAAAUUCAUGGCGUUUGAAACCCGUGACCCCUUUCUCAUUCGCCAGGAGCGGGAAAAUCCAACAUUGACAGAAUGGGACAGGUUUGCGCAGAGAGAGUAUGUGAGGUUAUCAAUGGAAGAAGAUGAAGUCUCGAAUGGGAGUGCAGAUGUUUGGGAUGAACCACUCGAAUCUCCAUUUUAGUGAAGACUUCAUAAGAGGUUGGAUCUUCUUGGCCGGUAACAGCCUAGGAAUCAGAUGUCAGACAACAACGACAGCUGGUCCUUUCAACCUAGAGAUUGGCGAGAACGAUAACUCUCUGAGGGGAGACUGUGUUGUUUCAUAGAGUAUUUGUCUUGCUUAGAUUUUCAGGUUGAACUCUUUUUCGGUGUAUGUGUAUUAUAAGUCUGUUUAUAAAGCUUUGGGGAACCAAACAACGAUGUUUGAAAUAUGUACAAAGAUAUUUCUUUUUUGUGGGGAAAAAAGGAGUACAAAUCUUUGAACUUGUUUUUA
This is a messenger RNA of Raphanus sativus (radish), 2221 nucleotides long. Its product is annotated as serine/threonine protein phosphatase 2A regulatory subunit B''alpha. The coding region runs from base 308 to 1912 and encodes 534 amino acids. Lineage: Eukaryota; Viridiplantae; Streptophyta; Magnoliopsida; Brassicales; Brassicaceae. Gene Ontology annotation, molecular function: protein phosphatase regulator activity; calcium ion binding. The transcript has 13 exons. Gene Ontology annotation, cellular component: protein phosphatase type 2A complex. Gene Ontology annotation, biological process: protein dephosphorylation. The record is from RefSeq and is a predicted model, not a curated record.